GCGAUGGCGACAGGAGGCACGCUGAACUAUCAGCGCUCUCGAUAGGCUGAGGCCGGCGUAUCGCCGAGACAGCGGCGCAACCGGAACCGCCAUCUACCCGAGCCUGCUGCCGCUUUCACACGGCUUGUCAAGGUUACCUUGGGAGCGGCGUUUUUUUCAGGAGCCCGCUUCUAUCCCGCAGCGGCAGCGACGGCGAAAGGACGCAAGCUGAACUACUCGCUACAGGCUUUGCAGAUUUCCAAGAAUGCCGGACACCACGUACCACAUGUGCGGAUUUGCGAGCGGUCUCAACUGGCGGCCCGUCAAAUUCAUGCAGCGCCUGGAGACCACCAGAGUCUGCCGCCUUUGCGGAGUCGUGCCGCAAAGCAUAGCCGUGCUGCCUUGUGCGCACUUGAUGUGUGGCUCUUGCUUGGACGGAUGCGCCAGUGAAGGUGGCCACGCGUGUCCACUGGACAAGAUCUCGUUCGUAGCCGAGUCGGACGUCUCUUGGAUAACGUUUCACCAGAAGCACAUGGAAAAGCUACAGGUAAGCUGCUGGAACACCCACAACGGUUGCGACUUUGUGGGCCCAGCCGGGGAGCUGCUGGAUCAUUUUGAGAAGCGCUGUUCCUUCCACGCCACGAGGUGCCCUCGCUGCCGGGACGCAGUGCUGCGUAAGGACUUGCCGAGACACUACGAAGCUGGAUGCAACGGGGUCGCGUCGCUGCAGCUGAGCGUUGCCUGGCACGUAUCCUCAAUCGACGUGGCCACACCAAAUGCUAACGACGAGCCGGCGGUCGACUGCUCUUGCCACGACAUGCUGACGUCCAUCCAAGGCAGGGUCAACGACCUUGCCGAGACCCUGUCGAGACUCAGCUCCAGACAACUUCAAGAGGAAGUGAUUGAGACGGACUCGACCACCACCCGGGGCGCAGCGAGAGGACAGGCCACGGAUACUGUGCAUGACCUAACGCCGCUGCCGGUAACCGCGGAUCUCCGGGCUCUCGUGUCAGCGCUGAACGAGAUGAAGGUCGUCAUCGCUGAGGGAUUCCGGAAACUGGAACGAAAAGUGCGGAUGGAGGAUCUCCCGGCUGGCACGUCGCCAAUGCAGCACUCACAGGCUGCCGUCACCAGCCGGCCGGCAGAGGGUGCACAGCUUCCCCCGUCUGUACUCCUCGAAAUGCCGGGCAGUAGUGCAGGACACCACAACUUCCAGAGCAAUGACGCUGCUACAGAACUCAUUGUGGUUAGCUUGCUGUACAAGCCUUGUGAGGUGGCGCAGCAGCUCAGUAAAGGCAGGUUGUUCUCUUCUGCUAUCUGCCUGGGCAAAGAGUACACCGGUGUGAGCGUGAGGUGCUACAUGCGAGGGAACGCGAGCUUCGUCGCAGUCGUAGUUGCGGUUAGCAAGCCCGAGAACUGGAAAGUGCGCGUCGUCCGGCCCUUGCGCGUUGAAGAUUUGAGUUCGCCGUACUUGAGGAUGUGGAUGCCUGCAGAAGUGUCAGAAGUGCCGUACGGCUUCCGGGACGUACUCUCUGAACCUCCGGAAACCAAAUUGUGGUGCCUUCUUGACACGAUCACCCUAGCUAGAAAAAUGAUACCACACGGAGGAUUUCAAAUAGACUUUUCGGUGGAACUGGAACGGUGCGUUUCCCUGUGACAUGAGAGAGUGCGAAACGCUGAGCAUUCUUAAAUAUAGGUUUGGUGUUCGCGCGAAAGCAACCGUUCCACUCGAUCGGCAGUUAUUCCUUCUGGGAAUGCAAACGCACUGUUAAAUGAAAAGUCAUAUUGCAAUGAUAAGAAAUGUUUGACACCAACACUGCAAGUUUGCAGGAAGUUGAAGAAAAAUCCCGGACCAGGAUGAAUUCUUCUUUACUUGAGAAGCUUUCUUUCUGACAAAGCCCUAUGGGCCGCGCGCGCCUUUGUAGCUUCAUGCUAUGACAUAGGCGGACGUCAAUUUCUCGCUUUCGUAAUCUUACCUCCACCUUGAGAGCUUCCGCAGGACUGAUUGACCUCAUUCAGUGGCCCAGUGCUUAGAGUUGUCGGUUAUUUCGCCCUCGGUCUGCGAUCUGCUAGCCUCCUGCUUAGCGCAGAUGGUAGAGUGACUGCCCGGGAAAGGCGUGGGUCAUGGAUUCGUAUACCUAGCAAAGACGAAUUUUUUUGUGUCAACUGCGUAGUUUCCUUUCUGAGAAACCCGUGUGGGUGUUUUUUGUAGCUUCAUGCGACAAGACGGCCAGAUGUCAUUUCUUCCCUUUCAGUCUAUCAUCGCAAUCAUCAUCAUGAUAAUCAUCAGCCUAUCUUUAAGUCCACUAUAGAACGGAAACAUCUCCCCGAGAUCUCCAGUUACCCUUGCUUUGCGCUAGCGACUCCAACUCGCUUCCGCAGAUGUCCUAAUUUCAUCACGCCACCUAAUUUUCUGUCGCCCCCGAGUACGAUUCCCUUCCCUUGGCACCCAUUCUAUAACUCUUAUGGUCCAGCGGUUAUCUAACCUUCAAAUUACAUGGCCUGCCCAGCUCCGCUUUUUUCUCUUCGUGUGAACUAUAUUAGCCACUACCCCAGUUUACUCUCUGAUCCACACCACUAUCUUACUGUCUCUUAAUGUUAUCCCUAACGCUUUUAGUUCUAAUGCUCUUUGCGCGGUCCUUAACUUGUUCUCGAGCUUCUUUGUUAGCUUGUAAGUUUCCGCCCCAUAUGUUAGCAUCGCUAGAAUGCAAUAAUAAUUUCAUGACUAUUGCAUGAUUAUGGCAAUGACAACACGUGUAGAAUCGGUCUCGUGCGCAAGCGGAGCGAAGCGGGGUGCGACUGCCUCUCUGAUCUGGAGAUCACGAGAGCCAGCGCGAGGGUGUCGUGUGGGUGCGAUUAACAGCUGCCGCCGCUGACAGACCCUGGGGCCAUCUCGUACUCAUCAUCGCCGCACUACGCGUUUCUUCUCACGCUUUCGCCAUGCCGUCCUCCACAUCCCGCCUCAAGGUUCCACUUUCCGCCUCGCCGUUCCACUGCAGCCCACUCUAGGCCUUCUUCGCGCUUUCAUCCGCCGCUGCGCCCGUUCCCUCGGUUGCGCCUAUAGGACUACACCGACUCCCUCCGCAAGAACGGCCGCCUAGGAGCUGCGCUCUAAAGAAAGCCAAAAUAUCGCAGUAUAGACCGAGCAUAGCACAGGGCGGCGAAAUCGGAUGAACGCGCCUGUCAACAGUAAUGAGUGGCUGAAAGUGCGCAUUGUACAAUUCAAUUAUGCUUCGGGCACGCGCUACGCUUCGUUUGACGCCAACGCAGUCUAUGCAUGUUAAAGACAUCUGAACGAGUUUCGUUGGCUUGGGACGGCCAUGAGUGAAUCUCAUGGCAGCUAAAAACAAGGCAUCAUGCAGUUACGUUUACCUUUUCCGACAAGAGGAACGUAGAUGUUGCGCAGUUUGAAUAGCAAGCAAGAUAUGUGUAGUGCAGCAUACAGGUGAGACUUGUCUUGCCCCACUAGAGCGCAUAGGGAAGGAUGUCAAUUGUGGCAUAAAGUCGACUGUCUUCCUGUUGUUGCAGAUAAGGCAUGUGCUAACUUAGCCGGAAUAGCAAAACGUUUAACAGGAAUAGCGCGAGAUUUACCAUGGAAAAUAUAAGGCUUAGAAGCUUCUUAAAACCUGUUUUACUUGGAUUAUCUUGUAGGUUCUUAUGAUUCAUUGCAAAUGCUUAGCUUCACUCAUAUUAUUAUAAAAUGUGAAGACGCCAAAUAAACCGACACACACAAAAGAAGAGAGCGGGACGUUCUCUUCUCUUGUGUGUGUCUGUUUAUUUGGCGUCUUCAAAUUUUAUAAUGAAUAGCUACCAACUAGCCCAACAAGAAGUGCUUUUGUGCACUCAUAUUACUUGUGCAAAAGGCUAUUGUUAUAGCAACAGACAUAUUUAUAUUGAUGGACUUAUUUUACAGCAGAGUUAUUCAGCGCAGUUCUAUAACACAUUUUACAUCGUUACUGUAAAAGCUGAAGCCAGAUUUUUUUUUCUUGUCGCGGAGGAUUCUAAUGUGUCAGUAAAGGACGUAAAGUGUGGAAUGUGGGCUUCUUUACACUGCACCCAUUCAUUAUAUUCUACCGGCUGGAAAAAGUGUUGCCAUAACGACCUUUUCUAGCAAUAUUAGUAAGGAAACUGUAUAUUUUUGUUCGCACUAGAAUCGAAUUGCAUUGCAAAUACAUUAACAGGGCAGCUUUUAUGUGUCUCUCAAUGUAGAAUCAAUUAGGCAUCGCAAAUCUUCUUGAACACAGAAACUGUCUUAAAAUACUGUUUUCAGUAUUCAAGAAGUUUUGCAAUGCUAGAGAUAAAUGAAGUGACGAGAUUCAUUCAAAGAAAAAAAAAAAGCCGCAAUGUUGGUCGGAAGGUGAAGCAUGAUUAACUGGGAUAGCAAACUAUUAGACAACUAUACGAAUUAUUAAAACUAGUAGUUUUCCCGGCCGCACACAUUGCUGUAAACAUUCGCUUACUAAUUGAAUUGACGAGCUUAGUGCCGCGCCUGCACGGGGGAACAUUACCACAUCUCGCAUCGAUGACCGCGGACAAUCGUUAUCAGGGCGCUGACGCGAUGAAGAGGCGGCAGCAGCGGCGAGCGAAGUGCCCUUCCUGCGGCCUCUCGCUUCAACGCAAACCAGUCGCGCCAGAAGCACGGCGUAGGGUGCGUAGCCGGACAGGCGGCUCUUACCUUCAACGCAUGCAACGGGCCUUCGCUAGUGCUUCCCCUCUCCUAUUGCAAACGCUGCUGGCUCGACGACGGCGCGCUCACACAACGCCGAAAUCCGAUAAUAAAUAGCCCGCUUGCGAAGCGGAUGUUACGUGGUAUAAGGGAACCGAAUAGCACAGGGCCAGACAGGAAUAAAGCAUCGCGUCAGCCUGAUUGCAAAAGCACGCAGUGCAUCGCCCAGUUCACUUUAUUAUUAGUGUUGUAAACUUCAUAUCUUUCACCUGAUAGCGACGUGCCUCGAGCGGCCUUUACGCUAUGAAAUUGUCGCGGUACGCUAUGUCAUUUGGCCCGCCGUGGUUGCUCAGUGGUUAUGGUGUUGGGCUGCUGAGCACGGGGUCGCGGGAUCGAAUCCCGGCCACGGCGGCCGCAUUUCGAUGGCGGCGAAAUGCGAAAAUACCCGUCUACUUAGAUUUAGGCGCAUCUUAAAGAACCCCAGGUGGUCUAAAUUUCCGGAGUCCCCAACUACGGCAUGCCUCAUAAUCAGAAAGUGGUUUUGGCACGUUAGGCCCCAUACUUUUUUUUUAAAGUCAUUUGAGUCGCGGUUUGAGUCUUCCGCUGGCGCACGUUGUUUUCCUCUGUUUCGUCGCGCAUAUAACGGCUUUAGGGUCUGUAAUAUCAUUCGAUGGUGCACUUGCGAGAUCACAAACUGCGGUGCGGUAGGACAAACGAAACGAAAAUUUUCAUUUUCUUUAGUUGAGCGUAAAUGUUCUCACGAGCUUCUCUCAUGUUCCUAAAGACAUAGCUCCGAAAUGGGGCGCAGAUGUCGGCUGAGUUUGCUGUCAUAUGACUUUUGUAGUCCUGUUUUUCUUUUUCAAACAUUGUUCCCGGUGACUUUACCGACCAUUCGUUUUUUUUUGUUUUUUUUCGUAUGUGAUCAUUGGAACAUGCCAUGUAGUGCAGAAGAUCACGCCAAAGCCAAAACUUCCCCAGUUGUACGUUUGAUAUGCUAAAUGCGUUAACAGGUUGUCGCGAGGAGAUAUUAAGAACUUCAAGUGAAUAGUUUGACGUGGUAUAAAUAUAACCAGCGUGCGCCGUGAACGCAUUGCAAUUCGUUUAGUUGUUUCUGAGCGGGAACUUUUAUCCAAGAUGAUCCUCGCAAACGAACGUCUAUACGUGAGCAUCUGCAGCGCGUGUUGAGCAAACGGCAUAUGUUCACGCCUAUUUGUCAACAAGCGGCGCAUAUGGCGAAAAACUGUAUAGCAGGAGCUGAAGCAGACUACGUGCGAGCACUCUCGACGACUGCGGUUGGUGACGCUAGAGGGAAGGAAACUAAUCUAGCGACUGGUGUGUAGCCACUCGCAUUGUCACCAUCUGCACUAGUGGUGAAACUGUCUCCUUUUCACAUCAACAACGGAACGCUGUUAUUAAAUCAGUCGGCUGUUCUGUGUA
Dermacentor albipictus is the source of this 6082-nucleotide messenger RNA. RefSeq lists its product as uncharacterized. The record is from RefSeq and is a predicted model, not a curated record. Gene Ontology annotation, molecular function: metal ion binding. Lineage: Eukaryota; Metazoa; Arthropoda; Arachnida; Ixodida; Ixodidae.